Messenger RNA from Aureococcus anophagefferens, 510 nucleotides. RefSeq lists its product as hypothetical. The annotation marks the transcript as partial. The record is from RefSeq and is a predicted model, not a curated record. Lineage: Eukaryota; Pelagophyceae; Pelagomonadales; Pelagomonadaceae. The transcript has a single exon.
CUGAAAGCCUCCUGCUCGGACCCGCCGGCUUGCCCGAACGGCGCUCCGCUGAAGGCUUCCUGCUCUGAGCCACCGGCUUGCCCGAACGACGCUCCACUAAAUGCCACCUGCUCGGACCCGCCAGCUUGCCCGAACGGCGCUCCGCUGAAGGCCUCCUGCUCUGAGCCACCAGCUUGCCCGAACGGCGCUCCACUAAAUGCCGCCUGCUCGGACCCGCCGGCUUGCCCGAACGGCGCUCCGCUGAAGGCCUCCUGCCCGGACCUGCCAACUUGGCCAAACUCCGCUCCGCUGAAAGCCUCCUGCUCGGACCCGCCGGCUUGCCCGAACGGCGCUCCGCUGAAGGCUUCCUGCUCUGAGCCACCGGCUUGCCCGAACGACGCUCCACUAAAUGCCACCUGCUCGGACCCGCCAGCUUGCCCGAACGGCGCUCCGCUGAAGGCCUCCUGCUCUGAGCCACCAGCUUGCUCGAACGGCGCUCCACUAAAUGCCGCCUGCUCGGACCCGCCGGCU